Messenger RNA from Pyrus x bretschneideri (Chinese white pear), 1502 nucleotides. RefSeq names its product alpha-galactosidase 1. NCBI's taxonomy places the organism in Eukaryota, Viridiplantae, Streptophyta, Magnoliopsida, Rosales, Rosaceae. The record is from RefSeq and is a predicted model, not a curated record. The coding region runs from base 137 to 1372 and encodes 411 amino acids. Gene Ontology annotation, biological process: carbohydrate metabolic process. Gene Ontology annotation, molecular function: hydrolase activity, hydrolyzing O-glycosyl compounds. The transcript has 15 exons.
GUUUACAUAUUAACUUAAUACAAAAAAAAAAAAACUAGUUUACAUAUUAACUUAAGACUAGGGAGAGAGUAGGGAGUAGUAUUAGUAGCAAAGGAGUCUGGUCAAGUAAAUCAACAGCAGAGGAGCGAGAGCCAAUAUGGAGAAGGAUGGUGGUGAUCGUGAUAAUGCUGCACUAGUAACGCUGAUUGUGAUGUUGCUGAUAAUGGCAAUGGGUGUGUCCUCUGCUUCUUCAGCUUCAGCUGCAGCAGCUUCUUCGCAACUCAGACGAAAUCUGCUUGCCAACGGACUUGGACUCACUCCUCCCAUGGGGUGGAACAGUUGGAAUCACUUCCACUGCAAAAUCGAUGAGAAAGUCAUCAAAGCAACCGCCGAUGCACUGGUUUCCACCGGUCUCUCUAAACUUGGAUAUACCUAUGUUAACAUAGAUGAUUGCUGGGCCGAAAUUUCUCGUGACCACGAGGGCAAUCUAGCGCCAAAUAAAUCAACAUUUCCAUCGGGCAUUAAAGCUCUUGCGGAUUAUGUUCACAGCAAGGGUCUUAAGCUAGGAAUUUACGCAGAUGCAGGGUACUUCACUUGCAGCAAAACCAUGCCCGGUUCACUUGGCCACGAAGAACAAGAUGCCAAAACAUUUGCUGCUUGGGGAAUUGAUUACUUGAAGUAUGAUAACUGUUAUAACGAUGAAUCCAAGCCAACUGUUAGGUUCCCUGUAAUGACCCGAGCUCUGAUGAAAGCAGGUCGUCCCAUAUUCUAUUCGCUUUGUGAAUGGGGAGAUAUGCACCCUGCUACAUGGGGUGCUAAUGUAGGAAACAGCUGGAGAACUACUAGUGACAUUUCUGAUACAUGGGAAAGUAUGGUCUCUAGAGCAGACAUGAAUGAAGUUUAUGCUGAAUUUGCCAGACCUGGUGGCUGGAAUGAUCCCGACAUGUUAGAAGUGGGGAAUGGAGGAAUGACAAAAAAUGAAUAUAUAGUCCAUUUUAGCAUGUGGGCCAUUUCUAAGGCUCCCCUUCUUCUCGGUUGCAACGUGGGAAAUAUCACGAAAGAGACCAUGGAGAUCAUUGCAAAUAAAGAGGUUAUCUCCGUAAACCAAGAUCGACUCGGUGUUCAAGCUAAAAAGGUCAGAUUACAAGGGAAUCGUGAGGUUUGGGCAGGGCCCCUCUCAGGAUACAGAGUAGCUUUACUCCUUGUCAACCGAAGCCGUAAGCGAGAUUCGUUCACAGCUCACUGGGACGACAUUGGGAUCCCCACAAACAGUGUUGUUGAAGCAAGAGACCUCUGGGAGCACAAGACAUUGAAGGCACGAUUUGUUGGAAACUUGACAGCCACGGUGGACUCUCAUGCAUGUAAAAUGUAUGUUCUGAAGCCGGUGGGUUAGGUAGCCUAGUUUGGUAUUGCUUUGCUUUGAAAAAAACUGUUUUUGCAAUGCUUCAUAAAAUAAAGUAGUAAUGUGUUUGAUAAACUAUAAUUGUAAAAGUGCUUCUAGCAAAAAGAAAAACAUUGUUAUA